Molecule: messenger RNA, 1885 nt
Organism: Condylura cristata (star-nosed mole)
Lineage: Eukaryota; Metazoa; Chordata; Mammalia; Eulipotyphla; Talpidae
Gene: DUSP19
Product: dual specificity phosphatase 19
Exons: 4
Coding region: 157-795 (212 amino acids)
Biological process (GO): protein dephosphorylation; regulation of MAP kinase activity
Cellular component (GO): cytoplasm
Molecular function (GO): JUN kinase phosphatase activity
Source: RefSeq, a predicted model, not a curated record
UGUAGCUGCUCCACUCGGUCUCCGGCCUGUGGCUGCUCCAGGCACCUGGCGGGAGUGUGUCUCUGGCGCUGUAUUUGCUCCCAGGUAGAAGCGAGCCGUUCGGCCCUUCUCUGUGGCUGGAUUUGCUUGUAUUUGUUCCUAGUCACUUCUCAUGUAAUGCACUCCCUUAGUCAGGAAAUUAAAGCGUUCUCCCGGAAUAACCUCAGGAAGCAAUGUACCAGGGUGACAACGCUAACUGGAAAGAAAAUUGUAGAAACCUGGAAAGAUGCCAGAAUUCAUGUUGUGGAAGAAGUAGAGCCGAGCGGUGGGGGUGGCUGUGGUUAUGUGCAGGACCUUAGUUUGGACUUACAAGUUGGCGUUAUUAAGCCAUGGUUGCUCCUGGGUUCACAAGAUGUUGCUCAUGAUCUGGAUAUGCUGAAGAAGCAUAAGGUGACUCAUAUUCUCAAUGUUGCAUGUGGAGUUGAAAAUGCUUUCCUCAGUGACUUUCUGUAUAAGAACAUUUCUAUACUGGAUCUACCUGAAACCAAUAUCCUGUCUUAUUUUCCAGAAUGUUUUGAAUUUAUUGAACAAGCAAAAUUGAAGAAUGGAGUAGUUCUUGUUCAUUGUAAUGCAGGAGUUUCCAGGGCUGCUGCCAUUGUAAUAGGCUUCUUGAUGAAUUCAGAAGACAUCUCCUUUACCAGUGCUUUUUCUUUGGUGAAAAAUGCAAGGCCUUCCAUAUGUCCAAAUGCUGGUUUCAUGGAACAGCUUCGUACAUAUCAAGGUGGCAAAGAAAGCAAUACAUGUGACAAAAUGUAGGUAUUGGAGGGGCACAGCAUGAGUUAUAUUCUAGCAGAUGAUAGGAAAUUGAUUUCUGAAUUGGCUUCUACAGCCACAUUUCCCUUAUUUUUGAGAGUAGCUAGUGGAAAUGUUCUUUGCUCUUGCCUUUUUCAAGUGGAAAUGGAAGUCAUUUGUCCUUAGCUAGUGUAUAAAUAGAUUUUGAAAUUAUAUUUUCUUUGUUGUUAUAAUAUGUGAUUAAGUACUUCUUUGAUUUACCAGUAGAAAAAUAACAGUGUAUUAUCAGUAAUUGAUUUCUGUAGAUGAAAAUGUUUUGAAUUUAGUAUCUAUAUUAGGGCAUGAAAAGAUUAAAUUAGGUCAUAACGACUUACAUUCUUUUUCUAUUCCAGUAACUAUUAAAGCUUGAAGCAUUACUAGACCUAAUAUUUCAAAGGAAGAUAAUUUUUUUCUAAAGAAUUUAAGACUAAAAUUUAAUACCUUUAAACUUCUAAAGAGGUAAUUAAAAUCCGAAGGUUGACAUAAUGGUUAUAUAGUGUUCCUAGUGGUAACAGUAUUGAUGGAAUUUUUAUGUCCAUUUCUGAAAAUGUAUCUACUUUACAUUUUGACUUUUUAACUUAAUUCUAUUGCUUAUAUUUUUUUAUUAAAAAAAUUCUGAAUAGGUGUUUUCUCUUAAAUUAUUGUGAGCUUGUGAUUCUUGCAGUCAGGUGAUCUCGUUUCUAGCAUUGUGUGCUUUUAAACCUGCCCCCCCUAGCUAUUUCUAUUUUUGGGUCCCAUGUCAUAAAUUUUUGGUCUCCUUGGAUAUGUUGGAAAUGUUUUAGACUGAAAGAUCUUUUUUAGAUGUGAUUUGUUUUCUAAUUUGGUAUUCUACCAGAAGGCAUAAUUUUGAGGAAAAGAGAUAUGAUUUUGUAAGACAUUUUAAAUAUUGUUAGAGAGAUUAAAAUCAUUGUGAUUUUAUCUCGGCCAUCUCUGAAUGGUGGAUUUUUUUCUACUUAGCCUUCAGAUUGGUAAUACUCUGUACAUUGAGUUCUGUCUAUGUGUGUGUAUAAAUUUACUUAAACAUGCUUAUUGUUAUCCAAAAUAAAAUGUACUUAAAAUUAAUAUAGUAAUUAAA